AUGAUAAGAAUAUUCUUUCUCUCUUUUUUUUGUUUAAAAGUUACAAAGUAUAAAAGCAUAACGGACGAUGACGACGAGAAGAAGUUGUUACACUUCCUAUUUGAUAACUAUGACCCAGAAAUCCAUCCUGUUCUCAAGAAAACAGAUACAGUUGAAGUAAAGUUCGGCGUCUCGCUCCAUCAGAUCAUUGAAGUGGUAAGUCCAAAAUGGUUCUUAUGGAAGCUGAAGGGAUAAGGUUACUAAUGGAGCACAUUUCGCUGCUCUAGGGUCAUUUAUACUUUUUAUUGCUGCAGUGCUUGCUUCAAAAUCAACCAAGCAAGGAACUUGGUUCUAAAUUAUAGAGAGAUACCGGACGCGUCUCGCCUGUGUCACUCAUUUGGGAUGAUUUCAAUCUUUUCGAGCACAACAGGCUUGCUUUGGAAUGCAUACUAACCUCAUAAAUGCACUAGUAAAGGUCAAUUUGACCCACGGUCAUUUAUCUUAAUCAAUUAAAACACGAAAGAGGACCCUUGUAAGUUCUUAAUUAAAAAAAAAGGUCAUACUUUUUGCUAAAUUUACUAAUAAAUUUAAAUGGCUAUUAAAAAUCACUAUGUAUAAAAUUAACAAGGUUCUCUACGUAUGAAAUAUGAAAACAAUGUUAAAAAGUAAAUUAAAACAAUUCACACAAAGAGCCGAAGAGCUUGGCUUUAAACAAGUGAAAAUACUGAAAUGGCUGCCACCUUCAAAAGCCACUUUCUAUUAAUUAUAUCUUCGACAUAGUACCAUUACUAUGACUAUGAAACAAAAUUGAAAGUUAGAUCGAAAUAUGAAUUGUAGCUGGCGAUUUGGAACAGAUAAACGAACAGACGAAUUGAAAAUUGAUCGGACGACAAACAAGGGAGAAAAUGUUGUCACUUUGGAUCACGAAGCCGGCGAGGAAGAGAUUUUCAUUAUCAAUCUGUUACAUCAGGCAUGCAUGACAGGCUCAAAAUUUCAACUCCUUCAGACAAUGCAUACUUCCAUAACUUACGAUCAAAACUGCCGUGUAAAUGCAAAUUUUCACUUAUAAAUGAUUGAUGUAACUCAUUUCUUUCCUCAAAAUAGUGGGAAGAGAGCCUAUGAUCUAGGCGUCCUCGAAUUUUCGAAAUAGCUGAGGGAGACAAUUAGUUAAUUCAUAUCUUUAUCACCGCAUUAUAAUUGCAUAACGGCAUUUUUCUUUCAGGAUUUCAAAAAUCAAAUCGUCAAAAGUAGUGUUUGGAUAAGACAGGUAUUCAAAUUUCACCAACUUUCAAUAAAACUCCACUUUGAUUCAUUUAAUGCAGUUACGAUUGUACUGCAAACGUAGCAAAAGAAUUUCAUGGAUGUGAGUUCUGCCAGCGAGCUACAGUUACACAAAAAUGCUCGGAAAUUCAAACGUUUUAAAAAUUGUCAACACAGAAUACGCUGUAAAUGUGCAUGUUGUCCUUUCCAUGUGAUCUAUUUAGACUCAAGUUAAAGGUAAACACUUUUAGAUAUGAUAUCCAUUUCCUAUGGGGCUUAUUUAAUAAUUGUUGUAGAUCAGUAGUUAAUUAUACCCUCCGCUUCGUCAUUUGCCGUUGUUUUGUGUUGUUUCAUCGCUACUGAACUUAUUUAAGAUUUUUCAAUUCGUUUUUUUAGGCAUGGAAUAACCCGUUCUUAACGUGGAAUAGUUCAAACUUUGGUGGUAUAAAAACUAUUAAUGUGCAUCAGUCAAAACUCUGGAAGCCUGACAUAUUCUUGUAUAACAAGUGAGUAUGGAUCUUAACGCUCGGUACAUUUACAUGCUUGUACCCUCUGCUUUAUUACAGUGUUUCUAAAGUUUGCUGUCAUUCAAAAUUCUUCAGCAAUCGCGACCGCUUAGAGAGCUGUCUAAAGUUGCCUCCAGAGACGAGUAGAAUCCCAUAAGAGUUAUUUGCACUUUAGUACUGACUCUGUGCAUAUAUUGGUUUACUUUGCUUUACCAUUUGAUUGGUCUGAAAACUCAAGCCACCCCCUUGAUGUAACUCCUGUGCGCUUUCCUGCUUCAGACCGUUUAGAUGUAAAUACUUUCAGUUCUAAUAAGUUCCCAACGAUAUUUUUUCCAAGCUCUGAUUGGUUUUUGUGGUUAUUUUUUUUUGGGGGGUUUGUGGGCCUUAAUCCCAAUGCAAGGGGAUGGUAGCUGUCACCAUUGGUUAGAACUGGCAAGCCACGUGGGCCAAUUCGUAGGAUAAAAUCGGCCAUUGCUCGGAAUCGUUCAGAAAAUUUAGUCAUUUUCUAAAUCAAAAUCUAUGAUAAACAUUUAAGCUGAAAUCAAUUUAAAUUCCCGCUAAGAAAAGCCUAUUUUCUGCUUUAACUUGACUAGCUUAGCCAGUUACUUUCUAGUAAUACUGAGGGACACUUCCGUCGACAGCUGCUGAAAAAAAAAAGUAAUUUCCACGAAUGUACGUUUUUUGUCGUGUUCAUUAUACAGUGUAGAUGACUCUGACGAUGGGGCUCUGGAUCGUUUCAAGACUAAACUUGUCUUAAGCUCAAAUGGAGACAUUAUGUGGAUGGCGCCAAAAAUCCUGACAAGCUCCUGUAAAUUUGACGUUACUUACUUUCCUUUUGACAAACAGGUAAACCGACACGUGUAAGAAAAGAAAUAGCCACUGCAAGUGAAACUGUGAUUUGUCAUUGUUUGAGUUCAUUCUAUCUGAAUAUUCAGUUCGUCUCCAGAUACCAUUGGUGAGACUAUCAGGCUUACAGGGAAUUAAUUACUCUGAUCGUAAUCAUUUAUUAUUUGGUGGACUGUUUGAGCUGAUGUAACGGUGAUAUCAAAGGAAAGAAAGAAACUUAUAACGUAUCUAAUUACCGUCAUCGUAACUCCAGCAAGUGACAUUUGUUAUUGUGGAGUAAGCUGUUUGAAACUAUCAAACAGAACUUGAAAUACAAAAAAAACAAUAAUUGGCUAAUAACAAUGUUGUUUUCGUAGACCUGUAAAAUGAAGUUCGGUUCAUGGACAUAUGACGGUCUUCGACUUGACCUUAUCCCAGAAGGAGGAAAGAACAUGUGUGAUGGAGACAUUAAAAAGUUCAUCAGACACGGAGAAUGGGACCUGCUAAGCAUGCCUUGCAGUCGUAACGAACUUGUUUACGCCUGUUGUCCAGAGCCUUAUCCGGACGUUACUUACACCAUGACGUUGAGAAGACGACAUAUGUUUUAUUUCGUUAAUAUGAUCGCCCCCUGCUUUCUUAUAUCAGGUAAGUGGUUGCCUCGGUUCUGAAGUUGUGUCAUGGGAACUGAGAGAUUAUGUCAUAGGAUAAGAUUAUUUAUCAUAGAAACUACGGUUUUAUACAAGGAUUUCCAGCCCGGAGAAGAGCCGUUACAACACACAUGAAAAAAAGACGAUGUUUUUUCGCAAAUCAGCUGCUGACACGUCAUUCGCCUCUCGCGUCACUUGGUCAGGUUGAUGAAUGAACGGCAAAGUCUUCACCAUUCUCAAUCCAAGGUCCUUUGUCGGAAUUUUUCGGAUUAUGGCUGCUAAAACACUGAAAAAUCCGUAUCGCUCGCAGACAGUGACGUUCAAACUUAAAAAUAUGAAAAGAAAAACCGAAAGUUACAUAUCCAUUAGCUUUGGUAAUGGCAUUUCUCGCGACUGAGAACGAAAAUCGACAGCUGGAAGAUUUGCUUCAGGCCGGAAAGGAGGGAAAGGACUUCAGAUUUUGUUAUUUACAAAGGGUUAAAAAAAAUGGCAGAACAAAGAAAAAUUGAUUGAUUAGAAUUAGACGUUGGCCAACGCAUUUGAAUUGUUAACUAAAAGGGAGGUAUCGAGAUUGCCUGGAAAUCAGAGGCCAAUUACAACGCAAGUCUCAAAGGGGCUGAAACUCUUACUAUGUCGACCUUUAGGGAAUGUUUAAAAUGUUUUUGUUAAACAUGGCAACCUUUGUAUUACUUUUCAGCGCUGACCCUGUUGUCUUUCUAUCUUCCUCCUGAGUCCGGCGAGCGUCUCACACUCGUUAUUACAAAUCUCCUGGCCUUGACAGUUUUCAUGUUGUUAGUAGUAGAGAUUAUACCAGCGACCUCUGAGACUGUACCUCUAAUCUCUGUUUACUUUUAUGGCAGUGUUUUUGAGGUAAGCUAAAACUCAUUCAAACUUUUGACCAAUCCUGGUUUGGGAGCGAUCAUCUCCGCUGUGUAUGCUUUCAGGUGUAAUUCCAGCUAUCAAAAUUAACUAAAUAUCCAUCGGAUCAUUUAGUGUCGAGUGGAAUCUGGGACUGGAAUUUUCUUUUUUGUGUUCUACGAUUGGUCGCCCUAGCAAACUUUUUAACAAAUCAGUUGAAAAAGCGAACCACAUCAAAUCGUGUUCUGGUCAUUGGUGAUUUCCCGAGCUUGAAAGAGUUUGUAUGCAUUUGUGAUAUUAUCCGCUUUUCAGUCCGUUCAUUUUCAUUUCUUUGCUUUUUCUUUCCUCAUUUUGCUAUUUUCAUCAGCCGGCAUUCUUACAAAAUGAGUCGUUGAUGUCAUGUUAUUCAUUUUCAUUAUGUUUUUUAGGUGGCUUUGGCUCUCGUUGCAACGUGCCUCGUCUUGAGGUGCUAUUUCAACAACCCCUCACAUACACCCGUUCCGAACUGGGUGCGUCACAUAGUGUUGGGUUGGAUGGCUCGACUUACUAAGGUACCUGUCAAGAAAAUCCUGGAUGGUAUUGAUCCUAAAGAAUCCUCAAAGAAAGACCCAAAGCAAGAUGAGAACGAUAUCUCAGAACCUGGAAAUGUUGUUCAAGGGAAGAUUCCAAACACCUCGCGUCGUAAUUCAUCACGUGAUCACCUGUCACACAUUUCACCCAAUCUACCUGGCGAUAUACAGCCAAGACUAAACCUUUUACCGUCAAUUCAGCGAGCUAGAAACGCGAAUCGUUUAAGCAUGCCCCACUUUUACGAUGGUAUUCAAGUCGGCGGUGCCAUGAAUGAUCUGAUUAGCAGUCACGCUGCCUCGAGGCACAAUCUUCUGGACAUCGCGCCGCCAUCGCAUUCUAAGCAUGUGAAGUCAGCAGACGACGUUAGAGGUACUGCUGAUGGCGUGACAAGACAGCUGUUAGAGACUCAGACAAAUCUCGCCAAAGAUGUAGCCGAGGUAGUGCGAUAUAUUCAAGACCAGGAGAUGAGCGACCUAAUGAAGGAGGAAUGGCAACUAAUAGCUAUUAUCAUUGACAAAUUUUUCCUCUGGUUGUUUUUGUUCAUUCUGUGUGUUUCUACGGUAAUCAUCUUCAUGCAAGCUCCAAGCUACGCGUGGUCUUAG
This is a messenger RNA of Pocillopora meandrina, 5247 nucleotides long. The record is from the annotation of a GenBank genome assembly. NCBI's taxonomy places the organism in Eukaryota, Metazoa, Cnidaria, Anthozoa, Scleractinia, Pocilloporidae.